Messenger RNA from Anguilla rostrata (American eel), 2364 nucleotides. RefSeq names its product polyserase-2-like. The coding region runs from base 284 to 907 and encodes 207 amino acids. The record is from RefSeq and is a predicted model, not a curated record. Gene Ontology annotation, molecular function: serine-type endopeptidase activity. Gene Ontology annotation, biological process: proteolysis. NCBI's taxonomy places the organism in Eukaryota, Metazoa, Chordata, Actinopteri, Anguilliformes, Anguillidae. The transcript has 4 exons.
AAUUUAUUCCCCGAGAAAUGGAACGAUGUGAAUUUGGCAAUGACAGAACUGAAACAGAAACAACAUGAGAUGACGCUUUGAUGAACGUUUCUGUGUUCUUGAGUUCACUUGGCAUUUUGACGUUUUGUUUGUCUCUUUGUAUAUGGUAUAACUACUGAAAAUGAUUUAGAUUGCAGCCUUUAAAUUUUUGGGACUCGUUCCCGUCCGUAGCCCCAAUCCCAACCCUGCGGAAUGGACCGUGUUUCUGGGUCGUCUGAGCCAGAACGGAUCCAACCCCUUCCAGAUGGCCGUGAACGUGUCGAACAUCACCCUGAGCAACCAGACCGGCGCCAACGUAGCGCUGUUGAAGCUGGCCGGCAAGCCGACGCUCACCAACUACAUCCAGCCGGUGUGCGUGGACCUCGUCGGCACGGGCUUUGUCGUAGGAACACAGUGCUGGGUGACCGGCUGGGGAGCCGGCCAGGGAGGAGCGCAGCAAAUUCUGCAGGAGUUCCAGACCACCAUAGCCAGCUGUGGGAACGGCUCCUCCUCCGAAAACAUCUGCACUCAACUUCUGCCACUGCAGCAGGGAGAUGAGGGCGGGCCCUUGGUGUGUAAGCAGGGAAAUUCCUGGGUCCAGUUGGCAGUGAUCACAGUGGACGGCAGCAGUAAUGCCACUCAGAACAGCAGCAGCAGCAGAAGCAGAAUGGACCCCGCUGUCCAGGUUUUCACCAAAACCGCCGCGUUUUCCAUGUUCCUCCGCGAGAAUGUGGGCAGCUUCCCUCCCCCGGCCUCCCCCGUCACCCCGGCACCCCCCUCCCGCCCCUCCGUUUCCAAAACGACGAGCGAGGCCGCUCACCUUCUCCCUCUCUCCUCCGUCCUCCUACUCUCUCUCUUCCUUGGCUUUCUGUCCAGUUGCUCAAGCUAGGACCAUGCAGCUGUUUGUGCUGCGUACUGGCUGGCUAGGGUACCACUAACCUGUUACUGUUUUUCAAACUUUCCGAAAUAUACCAAGAAUGCAUUAAAUAUAUUAAACUCAAGAAAAUUUUACCCGGGUUAUAUCAGAGAUGCUUAUGGACAGGUUCAGUGGCAGAUUUUUUGAAUGUAUUCUUCGUAUAUUCAUUAUGGUUAAGCUCACAGGAAGCAAAAGCACUAGUCCUGGGGCAGUGCUGUACUCCACAGUUCAGAAGCGGAUCCUGACGCUGUCGGUGCCUGCUGUGGGCGGGGUUUCCUCAGGCCUAUGCAGGGAAGGAGGGAGGGUUUCAGUCUCCAGGGCAUCCUCACUGUGCAAUAGUGACUCCUCAUGGAAUUGCAGUGUGUGUUUUUAGGGACGCGUGCACUUGUGUGUGUUUUUUAAAUCUGCAGUAGUAAGUUGCAGCUAUGGUACUGUGUGAUAUAAAAUGGAGGAACAAGUAAACACUUGAUGACACAAAAUAUUUAGAACAGACUGUAUUACUGUGUGUGUGUGUGUGUGUGUGAAAAAUAGUGACACAUUCACUCACCUUUGCUGUGUUUACACCUGUUGCACUAGAGAUAAUUUUAUCUAUAAAUACUGAUGCUCUGUUGGUGAGUUGUCAAUGUAUGCUUUUGAAGUAAAUUGGGUUUUUCAUUGUUAUAUUUAUCCUGUGUAUAGAUAAUUUAUGGACAGCCCAAUAUCUCAACGUAGCCGUCACUGUCAGAUGGGAGACACUGAACAAACUUAUCUGAAUUACAGAAUAAAUUGCUUGCAUAGACUAAGACCCCCCAACCCCCACUGCACACCCCACCCCAGCUUCCAAAGGAAUAAGCUAGCUGGUCUGAGAUGCUUUUGCGCUGCUUGGCAUCACUGGUCACGGUUUCUUUGGCGUUUACUAGCUUUUCAGACCUGUCAGUAACAGGGCUCUCUUCUGUUCUACUGCGCAUUUCCUUCCUUCUCCAGUAGGGGCCGCUCUGCCUCUUACUUGUGGUACCUGUUAGCAGGCAGAGGACAUGCUGGGUAUCUAUGCAGAGCUCAAUAUUACACUCUGUUCGGACAACGCAUGCAUGAAUGCAUGGAAAUGGUCAUGUGUCUAAAUGUUUACAACAAUAAAACUAUUUUUAAUGACUCUAAAAUGAGCUCUUGCAGUACUCCUGGCUGGCCAGUGUGUGGCAGCAUGGCGCAACCUGAGGAACUGUAGAUGGCUGUUGUGAAAAGACCAUAAAGUGUAAUUUCCAUACUAUGGCAAAUUAACAGAUCACCAAAUCCCUGUAGUACUGUAGUAACUUUUUUUUUAUUAAUACUGUAUUGUUUUCAUAAUUCACAAUUAAAUGUAUUGCCUUGAUUAUUAUGUCCCUGAAAUGGAAAUAUGCUCUACGCAAUACACACUGUUCUGUAUACCUAUCAAAAAUUUGGUAAAUUGUAAAUCA